AUGGAGGAUGUUGACCCCCCACCAAGCUUCAGCGAGUACAUCUCAGGCUUAUUUAGCCCUGCUGUCCUGUUGGCGUGGUCCUUUAAACACUACGCAAUUGUCGUAACCGAAACAAUCUUCCGACGCGGUCAGAUCCUCGCGCCCAUUGUUCGAUCCAGUCAAGUCCGAGAUGAAGCCUUUGGACGCUUCUGGAUCGAAUUCGCCGGGCCGCAAGAUGUCACCAUCAACGACGAGGGUGUUCUCGACACUAGCAAACUCAGGGCUUCGGGAGCUCUCAUUCCACCUCUUCUCAAAAAAGCUCGUGGAGUCGUUCUCGACAUUGGUCCUGGCACAGGCACACAAAUGCCAUUUUUCAUUGAGCCAGCGGCCAAGAAUAUCUCGGCUAUCUAUGGCCCCGAACCGUGUGUAGGGCUACACGGGGAAUUGCGAAAGCGCAUUAUUGCCCACGGACUCCAGUCGAAGUAUCAUAUUUUGUCCGCCGGUGCUGAGAAACAGCAACUUGUCGAGGCGCUUCAACGCGAGGGUGUGCAAGUCCACGAUGGGGAAGGUAUUUUUGAUACCAUCGUUUGCAUUCGAGUACUAUGUUCGGUCCCCGACCCCGAACAGACAAUUGCAGGUCUAUACUCUCUCCUACGACCUGCUGGCCAAAUGAUCAUUGUCGAGCAUGUGGUCAAUCCGUAUUCAUUGUGUGGAGGCAAAGGAGGCGACUUUUUUGCAAAGGUUAUGCAAUCGGUCUAUAUGGCGUUGGGCUGGGGGUAUUGGGUGGGUGAUUGCCAUCUUAAUCGCGAUACGGAGACGUACCUCCGUAAAGCGGCGGAGAAGGAUGGGGGAUGGAAAUCGUUUGAAUUAGAGAGGAGAUUUGCUAAGACUACGCUUCCUUAUAUCUCGGGCAUUUUGACGAAGAAGGACUAA
This is a messenger RNA of Talaromyces marneffei, 912 nucleotides long. RefSeq lists its product as uncharacterized. Bases 1 to 912 code for a protein of 303 amino acids. Lineage: Eukaryota; Fungi; Ascomycota; Eurotiomycetes; Eurotiales; Trichocomaceae. The transcript has 2 exons. The record is from RefSeq and is a predicted model, not a curated record.